CCUCCGUCUUCCCUAUUGGGACCCGCCUCUUCACCCUGCGUGCAUGAAAUGAAGACAGUCGCUCAUCAGCCGUGUCGAUGGAUUGACAAGGCAGGAUCAGAGCAACUUAGCUGGGAAGAUGACCUCCGAGAAAAUCGCGAGACGCUGGACAGGGAGGUGUGGCUCAUAAGUUACAGGCACUCGUCAUACUGGAGUGAAAACGGAGGGUUGUCCUCGCUCUUUCGUUGGCAUCGAGAUGGGGGAUCCCCGAUAAUAUGCAUAGUUUCAUGCACACACCCCAAGGACGAAGCGCCAUUGCCUGCCAUCCCAUCACAUAUGCAUCUCCCCGCAACGAGAAAGGGAGAAUGGGAUGAGAGCGUAUGGUUUUGGGACCCAGGCUUUGGGCUUUGGGCUUUGGGGGUGGGGGUUCGGCUCUCACCGACUCGCCACCGACUCCCCGACCUCCCCCCGCGGUGCUUCCGAUGGUCUAUUCUGGCAAUGAUGUGUUUGCUCAUGAACAUGCGUGCUCCUGCCUGGGGGGACAACCGUUGUGUUGGUGAGAUUGGGGGCCCAAAACGCCUUGUUAUCCUCCCCAAUCACCUCCUCCUCCGAGGCAGGAGUUUUGAGGCUUUACAGCACCGGCCGGUACCGCUCAGAUACUGCAAGCCAAUGAGAGGGAUAAGUCUAAAGUGAAGGGAAGAGCGUGAUGUUGUUUCGUUCUGACGACAGCUGGGUGCACCAUGAAUGACUGGUCAGUGAUUUGAUAGAGACCGACCCCAUUCCGAGAAAAGGGGGAAAGAGGUAGCGUCGAUCUCAAAGAAGGGGGAGGAGGUUCGGCGUGUGUAGGUAUCCAUGUGAAAAAGACAGGAGUAACUGCCGCGUGGUCGGCGAUCGACACGGGCCACGUUCGGUACGCGGGGACGCACGCAGGUAUGCACGCACGCUCGUUCGCUUAUGCCCACCUUGGAAGCGUAGCAUAUACACGCAUCACUAUACCCGCGGAUAGGCAAGAUCGUCCAUUGGGAACGUGGUUCACAAGCCGUUCCUACUCGGGAGCGAGGGGGGUGGACGUCCUGUAAAGUGGAGGCUCGAGGCGCAACGUCGUUGACAUUGGCGCUGGUGUCCACAGCCUAUGUCAGCUGGUCCGAUCCUGGUGGCGGCAACUUCGG
This is a messenger RNA of Colletotrichum navitas, 1148 nucleotides long. RefSeq lists its product as uncharacterized. The transcript has a single exon. NCBI's taxonomy places the organism in Eukaryota, Fungi, Ascomycota, Sordariomycetes, Glomerellales, Glomerellaceae. The coding region runs from base 49 to 672 and encodes 207 amino acids. The record is from RefSeq and is a predicted model, not a curated record.